Molecule: messenger RNA, 2283 nt
Organism: Oryza sativa Japonica Group (Japanese rice)
Lineage: Eukaryota; Viridiplantae; Streptophyta; Magnoliopsida; Poales; Poaceae
Source: RefSeq, a predicted model, not a curated record
UUUAGGCGAUGAUGAUCCGAGAGUUUUGGGUCUCGGAUUGAUCGCUUGGAGCUCCAUUGCCAUGCCAUGCCAUCCGACCGCCCCUCCCGCCGCGCCUAAAACCUCGACACCUCACCCACCUCUCCCAUUCUCUCUCCUUCUCUCUCUCUCUCUCUCUAGAACGCGCGCAAGAACACGCGCGAGGACUCCCCCCAAACCCCCACUUAAUUGCGCGCGAAUGGAGUAAUACUAGUACUAGUAUAAUCAUUAAUUGGUGUUUAUGGGAAGUGGUGGUGGUGGUGGUGAUCUUGGUGUGGCGCGAGAGGUGAGAGAGGAGGAGAGAGGUGGCGGCGGCGGCGGGAUGAGGAAGGCGCGCGUGUGCGUCCGCGCGCCGCACGGCGCCGGCGCGCUGCUCGUCGUCGGCGGCGCGGUCGUCGGCGCCGCCGUCUUCGCGUGGUGCCGCCGCCGCUGCCGAAGUGACGGCGGCGAGGGCGAGGGCGAGCGCAAGGAGGGCGCCAAGAACCACGGCGAGCAUCCAGCAAAGGAGGAGGGUGGUUUGGAUGGCGGAGUUGUCGAGGGCGAGCAGGGGGACGCGCAGAGGCUUCAUCAAAUUUAUCAGAAUCUGAGCAGGGACAACGUCGAGGUUGGAGUCAAUGGAUCGGAUGGCAAGGCAACAGAUGAACUUUAUCAGAUUCAGAAGGAUGAUGAGGUCGUUCCGAAUGGAGUCAAAAUGCGUGGGAGCACUGUUGUAGGUUCUUUACAAUUCUGUCUUUUGCUCUUGUGUUUCGGGUUUCAGGUUACUGAAGCUGUGGAGAAAUAUGAUCACGGUUCAAUCAAGGACUGUGCGGAGAUCGCCCCGGAUGGCAUGGUUAAUGAAGCUGUUGAGACAUAUAAUCACAAUUCAGAGAGGGACUGCGCUGAGAUCACUGCACAUGUUAUGGACACAGAAAAUGUGACAGAGGAUGAUGAUAAUUCAGGCAAAAAUGAUGCCGAGAAUGAGAUAAUUGUAAAUGAAAAUGAAGGUGAAGAAAAUUCUGCGGAAAACACUUUUAGCCUCAGCAGCCCUGACAUCACCCUUGAGGAACAUGACAACAACAACUGUGUUGAUCAAGAUACUGCAUCAACAGAGACAACACCAACUACAGAGAAGGUGAUGCAUCAAGAACAAGUCUCAGAGCAGGUGAAGAUGGCAGAAACAGCAGAAGUGAAACCGGCAGAAGAAACAGAAACCACACCAAUGGUUCAAACAGAAGUGAAACUGGAAGAGGAAACGGAGACCACACCAGUUGCUGAAACAACAGAAGUGAAGCCGGCAGAAGAAACAGAGACCUCAACAGUGGCUGAAACUUUACAGGUGAAACCAGCCGAAGAAACGGAUACCACAUCCAUGGCUGAAACAGCAGAACUGAAGCUGGCAGAAGAAACAGAGACUGCAUCAAUGGCUGAAACAGCAGAAGUGAAACUCGCAGAAGAAACAGAGACCAUACCAAUGGCAGAAACAGCAGAAGUGAAACUAGCAGAAGAAAAAGUCAUGAAGAAAAAUGAGUUUGAACAUGAGGAAGAGAAUUCUAAGGAAGAAUAUGUUAAACCGGUCAAUUCACUGGCAUAUUCCUCAGUGCCAUCUCUGCUUAAGCGAACGGUGAAGAAAGGGCAGGUGAAUCCUAGAUGGAAUGAGACAGGGAUGAAGCUAGAGCAAGAUUGCACCAACGGUGAGCUGAAUGAGCAUGACCUGACCAAAGCAGGAGCUACCGCAAUGGGAGGAGCUGUUUUGACCAUGGCUCGUAGGCCUGAUUCUAUGGCCAUUCUUGCUCUUAUAGUUGCAGUUACCAUCGCGAUAACUAUCGUCGUGCGCCUAUAUGUUCCUCUGCAAGCAACAUGAUCUUUAGAUGAACCCACGGUAAGUUCGCAAAAUGCAACGGAGUUCUUCUCUGAUCACUUCAAAUUCUGAACUGUAUGUAUGGAAAAUCAACGGAGUCGAAUUGUACAAGGGGGAAAAAAGCCUCUACUAGUAUGAGUUAAUUAUAACUCAUUGGAUAGCCUAAAUGCCAGGUGUAACCUGUAGUAGCAAGGCUUAGUAUCAAGAGGCAAAAAGAAGAUAGUAUGUUCAGAUCAUAGAGUUUCUCCUAAGAGGUAGACUGCUAGUCUUUCUUUUCUGUAGGGUAUGUCACUGCUUCAGUGCUGAAGUAUCAAAAAAGGUUGCGACAGGGCAACCAGCAACAAAACUAUGUUGAAAUUGUGAUGAACAACAUGCAGUUUAUACGAAUUAUUCUUCUCUCUUAUCAUUAUAUAUCACCCUUGUUAGUA